Molecule: messenger RNA, 1380 nt
Organism: Glycine soja
Lineage: Eukaryota; Viridiplantae; Streptophyta; Magnoliopsida; Fabales; Fabaceae
Product: NAC domain-containing protein 90-like
Exons: 3
Coding region: 202-966 (254 amino acids)
Biological process (GO): regulation of DNA-templated transcription
Molecular function (GO): DNA binding
Source: RefSeq, a predicted model, not a curated record
CAUCGACAAUUCAAAGGGGAUGCUUACUGGGGACAAAACCAUAAUAACAACAGAAAAAUAUACCCACAAAGACGUUUUCCUUCUCCUGUAACCGCGUGGAAGUUUCAAUCACUUUUCUCGUUUCACUCGGCAAAUAUCUCCUUUUUUUGAGCUCCUCUGUCCUCUCCAUAUAUAUUGUACGCAAACGGUAACUUAGCCAACAUGGAGUUUCUCCCACCUGGUUUUCGAUUCUACCCAACAGAGGAAGAAUUAGUUGUCUUCUAUCUACACAACCAGCUAGAAGGCCAAAUACACGACACAAGCAGAGUCAUUCCAGUCACUGACAUCAAUGGCGUAGAGCCAUGGAACCUUCCAACACUUGCAGGGGAGUUUUGUCGUGGAGACACGGAGCAAUGGUUUUUCUUUUCACCUAGACAAGAGAGAGAGGCCAGAGGAGGCAGACCCAACAGAACCACGGCAAGUGGGUAUUGGAAGGCCACGGGUUCCCCUGGCCAUGUUUACUCUUCUGACAACAAAGUCAUUGGGAUGAAGAAAACCAUGGUGUUUUACAAAGGGAAAGCUCCCACCGGAAGGAAAACCAAAUGGAAGAUGCAUCAAUACAAAGCCAUUGAACACUCUCACCAAUCCAACACUGCCCCUCCCAAGCAGUUGAGGCACGAAUUCAGCUUGUGUCGUGUGUACGUGAUAUCGGGAAGCUUUCGAUCGUUUGAUCGACGCCCACUGGAGAUGCCAAGAAUUGAGCUACGAGUUGAUGGGGACAGAGGUGCUGCUUCAACAAGUACUCAACAGAGAGCAGCAGUGGUGGAUGGAUUAAGUUCUUCUGAUACUUCUUCCCACUCUGGAGGAGGAAGAGGGGGUUCUCAUAUCUCAGAGGCUGGAGCAGGGUCAAGUGGAACCAAUUGGAAUGCAAGUAAUAGUAGGGUUGAGGAACCACUUUGGGAAUGGGAACAACUUAAUUGGCCAUGACCCAAAAGUCAAGAACAUGCUUCAACCUAGCAAGACUUUAUUAAUUGAGAAACAUAUCGUUUACAUCAAUUUAAUCUAAGUUGGAAAAAGCAGGGCGAGAAAUUGAUUAAUUAAUCAUCUAAAUUGUAGGCGUAGUUGGGUAUAACUUCCUUCACCUUUAAGGGGCAAGCAAUGUAAUGUAACAUAAUCUUUACUAUUUGUUGUUUAGCAUAGGAUUGAUUUUUCCCAGGAAAAUAAGUUGGGAAUAAGAUCCAAACAUAAAAAGGAAGGUGGCGUGGAUCUUGUAAUUUUGUUUUAGUGACUUGUUGUCUUGUAACGAUAAUCAAUCAAUCUCCUUUUCACCCCUUGAAACUUUCUCUCUUGUUUAUAAAAUCAAAUGAAAUUAAUCAGUCUACUAUUUGUUUAGGAAUUCAA